AGCUACGAACGAGCGAAAGAAGCAAACUUGGAAGUUGGAACUGGUUGGAACGAAUUCAUCCGUGGCCGCGCAGGCGCAACGUUGAACGUCUUGAUGUGACGUAAUUGCCCAUUCAUAGUUUUUAUUCAUUGAGAAAUGAAGUUUUCAAAACAUUUUCAUGAUCAAGUUGUGUUGAAUAGAAACAAUGGUUCGAAAUGUGAGCUAAGUGUUUUUGUUAAUUAAAACCAAAUCAAGAAAGGGAUUAUUAUGUUGAACUGAGUGCGUUCAUUCAUUGAUAGAAAAGUGUUCACUGUGUUCAGUGCAUGUAUUGAGCACAUGCGCAAUGCAAUCGUAAUUUUAUUUGGUUUAUUGUGUGUUACAAAUUUAUAUACAAAACAUCGUCGAAAAUGUGGAUUCUUAGAGUGAACUUUGUGUACGGAUUUCAAUUACCCAGCUAAUUCGAGAACAGGCUCAAGUAGACCAUUACGACACUCCGGAAGUGGCGGGACAAGCCGGCCGAACGGGCUCGUUCCGAAAGAGAUAACAGCGGAUGAAAGAGAUAAACAGUUAUGGAUUUAACAUGGCGGACGAUAUGCGUAAAGUGCGAGUUGAAGAAAGAUUGAAAAUAAAGAUCGGUGAAGCUAAAAACUUGCCAGGUCGCAGCCAUGGGGCAGCAUGCCACCGUGACAUAUACUGCGUGCUGUCGCUGGACCAAGAGGAGAUAUUUCGCACGUCCACCAUGGAGAGAACUCUCAAUCCAUUCUUCGGCGAAGAGUUCCAAUUCGAGGUGCCUCGACGAUUUCGAUACCUUUCCAUAUACGUGUUCGAUCGUGACAAGCAUCUCAAACAAGACAAAGUGCUCGGUAAAGUGGCAAUCAAGCGAGAAGACUUGCACAGGUACAACAAUAAAGACCAUUGGUUCGCGUUGCGACCGGUGGACGCAGACUCAGAGGUGCAAGGGAAGGCGUAUAUCGAGCUCACACUCGAAGACUCCAGAAAAAGGUUACGAAUGGAACCGAAGCCGCCCGACCCUGACCCCGCAGCUGACAACUGUUCCACUAAGUCGAAAGGGAAUAACCUUGUAAGAUUAUCUGAAUAUUGUAAGGAAAGUAUGAGGUUUGGCUCUUGCUCGAGUUCCACUAGCAAGAAGCUAUUAAGUGCGGUUGCGACGGAGCCAUCUCUGUCAUUAUCGCGUUCGGAGAGUUUAAAGGAUCGGGCACAGUGGGCGGCUAGGACGAAGCCCCCCAUGCACGCUAUGCCUGAGUCAGACGCCUCCCCCACACCCACCGCCGCUGACUACUGGUCAGACCCCGAGAGGCACUGCGCAGCGCGAGUAGGCCACGACACCCUGCGCCUCCGAGUGCUGGAGUGCUCGGAGCUCACCACCAAGAACGGACAGUGUGACCCGUUUGCUCUCGUCACGUUAUUGUAUUCCAACGGGCGAAGAGUUGAAAAACGUACGAAACCCAAAAAGAAGACUGUAAAUCCACAAUUUGACGAAAUAUUUUGUUUUGAUCUCGUAAUGGACGCUGACCCGAAAGACAAAGAUGGAUCACAAACGGCGGGUGUGGCUUGUGAAGCCAGAGUGUCGGUGUGGCAUGACGCUGCGACGCCAAUCUUUCUCGGCGAGGUUCGUCUACAACUGCGACAACCCUCGCCGACACCUUUACGUGCAUGGUUCUUCCUAACGUCCCGCGCGGGUGGAGCCCUAUCCCGCGGUGCAACGCCGCCAGGCACGCGGCUGUCGGCCGCAGGCAGCGCCACACUGGGCUCCCUACGGCUACUACUACAGUACACAGUCGACCACGUCUUCCCUCUGCAGCACUAUCGAGCACUCGAGGAGUUAUUUCUACGGAGUGUCCAUCAAAAGCCCAUUACAGCAUCGGCGGUGUACAUAUUGGGAGAGAUAGUGUCGAGCAAGACAGACGCGGCGCAACCCUUAGUAAGGCUAUUCACUCAUCAUGAUCUCAUUGUGCCCAUUGUCAAGGAGCUCGCCGACGCCGAGAUUUCUGCUCUCACCGACGCGACAACAAUAUUCCGAGGUAACACUCUAGUAUCCAAGAUGAUGGACGAAGCGAUGCGGUUGAGCGGGGCCUCGUACUUGCGCGCGGUACUGCGGCCCACGCUAGCGGCCGUGCUUGCCGAGCGCCGGCCCUGUGAGAUCGACCCCGCGAGGGUCAAACCCUCCGCCGCUGUCACUGCCAACCUCGCUAACUUGAAGGACUAUGUGGAACGGGUAUUCGCGGCCAUAACAUCAUCGUACGCAAUGUGUCCGGCGGCGAUGUGUCGCCUGUUCGACGCGCUGCGGCAGUGCGCGGCGCGACAUUUCCCGCGUAACGCUGAAGUGCGGUACUCUGUGGUAUCGGGCUUCAUCUUCCUGCGGUUCUUCGCGCCCGCUAUACUUGGACCCAGGCUCUUUGAUCUCACUACUGAGCAAAUUGACCCACAAACAAACCGUACAUUGACGCUGAUCUCGAAGACGAUCCAGUCUCUGGGCAACCUGGUGAGCAGCCGGUCGGCGCAGCAGGUCUGCAAGGAGGAGUACAUGGCGGAGCUGUACCGCAGCUUCUGCACGCCAAGACAUGUGCAAGCAAUAAAGCAGUUUCUGGAAAUAAUCUCCACAAGCACGGAUACACAGAACAACAAUGUACAAGAAACGCCCGUACUGCUGAAAGAAGGAACUAUGAUCAAGCGGUCAGAGGGAGUGCGAGCGGGCGCGGGGUCGCCGCGUCGACGCUGGACUCGUGCCGCGCAUGCGUACGCCAAGCGAAGACACUUCAGGCUUACAAGUGGCGAGUUGUCGUGGUCGCGGUGCGGCGGCCGGGCGGCGGCGCAGCGGCUGGCGCUGUCGGGCGUGCUGGCCGUGGCCGCCGUCGACUGCCCGCCCGCCGGAGCCCCGCUCGGGGCCAACAAUAUCUUCCAAAUAGUGCACCGCGACCGCGUGCUGUUCGUGCAGGCGUCGAACUGCGUGGAGCGCGCGGAGUGGGUGCGGCUGCUGUCCGCGCUGUGCCGCCACGAGCCCGCCACGCCGCCGCAUCGCGGAUACUACGCCGACUCCGAGUGGACAUGCUGCGGUCGCACGGAGGCGGCGGCGGAGGGCUGCGGCGGGCCGGACGGCGCGUACGAGCUGACGGAGCCGGCGGCGCGCGAGGUGCGGCGCGGCGGCGCGGCGCUGGCGCUGCGCCUCGACCCCGCGCGCGACCUGCAGCGCCUGCACGCGCUGCUCGUGGCGCACGCGCCCUGCCUCGACGACCGCCUGCACCGCCCGCAAGAGGGUACGAGUGUAGAAGAACGCGAAGCGGAGGCUGCAACUUUACGCGAAUUGCAAGAGACUAUGUUCCACCUCGAACAUCGACACCGCAUAUACAGGCGAUCACUCGCUCGAGAGACCAAGUAUGGCAGCAAGCAGGCACCCAUCGGAGACGACAACUACCUGCACCUGGCCGGCGCCGCCAGCGGCGUGGACGGAGGCCCCUUCCUGUGGCGGCCGUGGCGCAGCGACACCUCGCCCACCGUCGACCUGGACGGGAAGACGUUGCCCCUGCAGAACUCGCUCGACAUCGGCUCAAGCACAGAAUCUCUCAAGCUCGCCCGCCACGCCGACGAACGAUCCUCCGGCAAGUCUAACAAGUCAACCGGCAGCGGCUACCUUACUAUGUCUUGUAUAAAGCACGAGCCUUCCGAAGACAGCGACGCCUCAGCCGAAAGACCGGCGCGUCCACCGAAACCAGCUCGACUGUCACCCGCCCGAGCACAGGGCGGCCAGCCCGCGGCCGCCACGUGCGAGUAUGUGCACGUGGAGCCGCGCCCGCCCGAGCGUCGCGCGCGGCCCGAGCCCGACGCGCCCUACCGCUGCAAGGAGUACGAGCUCAUGGCCGACUUCAUGAGCCACGCGCGCGCCGACAGCCCGCCCGCCGUGCCUCCGCGCGGACACGCGGCCCGCGCGCGGCCCCCGCCGCGCCCCGACCCCGAGCCGCCCGCGCUCGCCGACGACGCCGCCCGCACCGACAAUGUCUCCACCGACGACAGCUUGCUCGACGAGCUGCAACGCGACACCUAUUGCGUGCUCAAGGUAUGCGAGGAUGAGCCGACUGAAGCUCUCAUCGCCCCUUCCCCGCCGGAGGAACAUCCGGACACCGAACCGUUCUCUCGUGCGUGCGCCCAGCGUAAAUCCAAUCCCAUCAAAAGUCAGACCACCUCGACACGACCGCUCAAGACAUCUAGCUCGACGUCCAAUGUCCACGACGCGGGUUCGACGUCGUCGCGUCCGCUAGCCGAGCGGCUGACGCCCUUCUUUUUAAAGAGAAAAUCUAAACCGCCAGAAGAAACUCAGACGGCUCCGCGAUCUACACGCAAGGAGGAAAAUCUCAUCGGACGGCUGACGCCCCGCUUCGGCCAGUCCAGACUGUAUGGGCGGGGACAGUCUCUGGAACUAGCGCCGCCGGAAGGCCGCACGAAACGCAUCGAACGCUCGGCCACGACCGUGAACAUCCCGACGAGGCCGAUCAACUCGUCGAUCGUGGCCAACCUUAAGUUCCUGAGCCUGCACCGGUACGGCGCGCAGGAGCCGGCGCCGGAGGCGGGCGCGGGCGGCGCGGACGCCGACGCGUGGCGUCGCUCGUCGCUGCUGGCCGCCGCCUCCAGCGACAUCCGUCUGUAGCCGCCGAGCCGACGCGCCACGGGACUGUAAAUUUUUAGAAUUAGGUUGUAUUUAUUUCUAUAUUUUUCGAGAUCCUUUUCGUCGACCUGAAGUGUGUGCCUCCUCUAGAUAUUAGUAUAUUUCUGGAAGAAUGCCGGUACUUUUAAGUAUAGAAUGAUAUGGUAGCGUUAAUGCGUAAAUACUCAAAAGGUGCCAAGUGUUGUGCGACUCUUUAUGUCCACGUCGAACGAACUCUCAUUCCUGUAGCACAAUAAUAUUGUAAAACUCUAAACAUUGACAUGAUUUUUUAAUCUUUAUUUGAUCGGUAUCCUAUCUAAACUUGAAUCUAGCCAUACGUCAUAGCGUAUUUUUAUAUAUAUUUUUAAAUUGAUAAGUGUGGUACUAGUUGUGAAGUGCAUGUAUUUUCGCAAUUUUACAUAAUAUGCGUAUUAUGCAGUACAUUUAAAAAAAUGGUGUGUUUCGUUUGAUAUUUCACGUAAUAAACACUGACAAUUGCAUAUCAUUUGUCAGAUUAUGUAAAUUACUUCUAAGAUAAACUUAGCUAGAUCAACAUCUUACAUAAUGCAAACAUUCAAUAUGUUCUUCUGUAAAACGAAACACACUGUUAUGAUAUCAGGUACAAGCAAUUUUUUGAAUAUUGUUACAAAGUAACUUUGUAAAUAGUUUUUCAAUCUGCACACUGUCUCUCCACAAAUUGUUACCUAUCCAAUUAGAGCACUUUGAAUGUGUACUUAAGUUGAUAUUACUGAUAUCAAAGCCUUGUCAUAUAAUUUACUCAUAAAAUCUGUUAUUGUAUUAACAUGUCUAAAUAUUACCUAUGUCAAAGUAUGGCCUUAAUGUUAUUUAUUCAAGUUAUGGCCUUCAGGUUAAACACCAUUUACUUAAACUGUGAUUCACUUUACAAACUCAGCUCAUAAAUAUGUUAAAAUAUCGUAAUAAUAUUUUAGUCUGUACAUACUAUAAUAUAAUUAGUCAAUUAUAAAACAUAAAUCAAAAAGCUGUAUCGAAUAUUCGCACAGGAAGUUACAAUUAGUUUUAUGAUUAUGUAUGUAAUAAAUUUGGUGAAACAAUUAAUUUGCCGUUGUACUGCCAUGCGUGUUGCUAUUGUGAUCGUUCUCGUGGCCGACUAUUGCUGGGGUCGAGUGCCCUCUACAGUCUCUAAGGGCCACAGCAUGCCUUACACAGUUUAGCUUAAGUGACUGUAUAUGUGAAUUAUUUUCUUUAUUCACAUCAAUAUAGUAUGUAACAUAAUGGGUUUGGGGACAAUUACAUUCUUUCAAUUCCAAUUGUUGGCUAUUUUGUAUUAUCUGAAACUUACCGAAUUCAUAUUUUCUUAACUCACUCAUAAUAGUAACAAAAUUAUGUCUAGUUAACAUUAGUAACUUAUGAAUUAAACUAUGCUCUCCUGUUGGUGCUAAAUACUUGUUAUUUAAAUAAAACUAUUUUACUUGUACUAAAAUGGUAAGUAUAUUUUAAAGUAGAAUAAUAUGUCAAGGGAAACAGUAUUUCUUGGCAGUAUAACGGCAUUGCUACUCGUUUAUAACUCAAUUGGUAUUUUAAGUGCGUUAUUGCCUUUUAGAAAAUUAAUUUACAUUUAAGAAGAAAUACAUAAUGUACAAAUUAAUACGACGUGAAAAUAUAUAAUGUUAUUUAUUUCCACCUAUUUUCAUUUUGUUAAUAAACCACAUAAGUUCAAAUUUUUGAAGUA
Molecule: messenger RNA, 6347 nt
Organism: Helicoverpa armigera (cotton bollworm)
Lineage: Eukaryota; Metazoa; Arthropoda; Insecta; Lepidoptera; Noctuidae
Gene: RasGAP1
Product: GTPase-activating protein
Exons: 15
Coding region: 530-4639 (1369 amino acids)
Biological process (GO): intracellular signal transduction; regulation of GTPase activity
Source: RefSeq, a predicted model, not a curated record